Messenger RNA from Eimeria necatrix, 972 nucleotides. Its product is annotated as WD-40 repeat-containing protein, putative. Gene Ontology annotation, biological process: regulation of gene expression. Gene Ontology annotation, molecular function: histone binding. Gene Ontology annotation, cellular component: nucleus. Bases 1 to 972 code for a protein of 323 amino acids. Lineage: Eukaryota; Apicomplexa; Conoidasida; Eucoccidiorida; Eimeriidae. The record is from RefSeq and is a predicted model, not a curated record. The transcript has a single exon.
AUGGCUCUUCUGGGGCACGGAGAGGCUUCUGUCGAGGGUCUAGCCUGGAGCGCGGCCGACAAAAAUCGGCUCGUCUCUGUGGACUGCGCGGGCGUUUGCUGUUUGUGGGACGUUGGCAGUACCAGCAACGGCAGCAGCAGCAGCAAAGGCGGGAUAAGACCCGGCGAUUUUGCACCUGACGGGGUGCAGCUGGCCAGUAAGACACUUCAGAUGUCCCCAGUCAGGAUGCGCUGCCCAAGGGAGAAGAGAAACGCGAGUGCACGCUUAAAUGACGUGGAGCAACACCCGCAUCACCCAGAACUCGCAGUUAUUGCUGCUGAGGACAGCAGCUGUUUGCUCAUGGAUUGGCGGCAGGAGACGGCCGUUGCAGCAACGGCAGCAGUGGAAGCUGCGGCAAAUGCAGUCUCAUGGAGCCCUCAAGAACCUUGUGUGUUCGCUAUUGGAGACUCGUCUGGGACGGUGUCAUUGUUCGACACUCGUUGUCUCCGAAGGUCUUUCCUGUCUCUGUCCGUGGGAUACAUGCAAGAAGGCAGCACUACACAAGGGGCUUCAAUCAACACCGUGCAUUUCCACCCCGACUUCGCUUUCUUGCUUGGAGCGGCCGCCGAGGAUGGCACUGUGGCCCUUUGGGAUGUCGUUGCAGCGAGUGGGAAACAGCAACAGAAUCUAGAUCAGCAGCAAGAUGAUAAAAUGCAAGCAGAUGGUUCGACAAGUGAGGCUUCGAGAAGCAAUUCAAAGGGGCCGCCGGGGCUCCUGUUUGUUCAUGCGGGACACUCAGCCCCCAUUACGGACUUUUGCUGGCGGACGGCGCGAGUGCCCCCACCGAACAGCAGCGGCAGUAGCAGCAGCAGCGUGUAUCACUUAAGACAGUCGUUGCUUGGGGCAAGCGUGUCUUUUGACAACAAAGUGCAGUUGUGGCAACCCGCCGAGCUGGUGUUUUGUCAGACUGCACAGAUAAAUUAUGUGAACUGA